Molecule: messenger RNA, 1446 nt
Organism: Schizosaccharomyces octosporus yFS286
Lineage: Eukaryota; Fungi; Ascomycota; Schizosaccharomycetes; Schizosaccharomycetales; Schizosaccharomycetaceae
Product: gar2
Exons: 2
Coding region: 1-1446 (481 amino acids)
Molecular function (GO): mRNA binding
Source: RefSeq, a predicted model, not a curated record
AUGGGCAAAAAAAUUAGAUCUGAAGAGAAGAAGACUUCUAGUAAGAAGGAUGUUUCUCCUAAAAAGGGAGACGUUCAAAAACCAACCAAGAAUAAGGAAGUAGCCAAGAAGGCUGCAAAGAAGGUUUCCGAAAAGAAGUCCAAAUCUAGCUCUAAGAAAUCAAAGAAGCAAGAGUCUUCUUCUGAAUCCUCUUCCGAAUCUGAAGAAGAAAAGCCUGCUCCUAAGAAGUCUAAGAAGGAAGAAAAGAAGGAAAGCAGCAGUGAAGAGUCCUCUUCUGAAUCUUCUUCUGAUAGUGAAGAGUCCUCUUCUGAAUCUUCUUCUUCUGAGUCCUCUUCUGAGUCCGAUUCCGAAUCUGAAGAAGAAAAGCCUGCCCCUAAGCAAGACAAGAAGAAGGAAGAGAAGAAGGAAAGCAGCAGUGAGUCCUCCUCUGAGUCUGAAUCUUCUUCCGACUCUGAGUCCGAUUCCGAAGAAGAAAAGAAGGAAGAAAAGAAGGAAAGCAGCAGUGAGUCCUCCUCUGAAUCUGAAUCUUCUUCCGACUCUGAGUCCGAUUCCGAAGAAGAAAAGAAGGAAGAAAAGAAGGGAAAGAAGAGCUCUAAGUCUAGUUCUUCUGAAAGUGACUCUGACUCUGACUCCUCUGAUUCCGAUUCUUCUUCUAGUGAUGCUUCCUCUGGAUCAAGCGAAAAGAAGCGUAAGGCUGAAGCUGUCGAAGAAGAGAAGCCCGCCAAGGUUUCCAAACCCGUUGAUUCUAAUGAGUCCUGCACCCUUUUCGUCGGCCGUCUUUCUUGGAGUGUCGACGACCAAUGGUUAGGCAGUGAAUUUGAGGAAUUCGGUACCGUUGUUGGUGCUCGUGUUAUCAUGGAUGGCCAAAGUGGUCGAUCUAAGGGUUAUGGAUACGUUGACUUUGACUCUCCUGAAGCAGUGAAGAAGGCAUGUGAGGUGUCCGGCCAGAAAGAGAUUGAUGGUCGUGCUGUUAACUUGGACGUUUCCGCUCCCCGUCCUUCCAACCCUCAACCCUAUGGUCAACAACGUGCUGGAAAGUUUGGUGACCAACUUUCUGCACCCAGUGAUACCGUAUUUGUUGGAAAUCUUUCUUUCAACGUUACUGAGGAUGAUGUUGGCUCUGCAUUCGCCACUUGUGGUGAAAUUCAAUCCGUUCGUUUGCCUACUGACCCUCAAUCUGGUCGUCUCAAGGGUUUUGGUUAUGUUACCUUCUCCGACAUCGACUCUGCUAAGCGCUGUGUUGAAAUGAACGGUCAUUUCAUUACUGGUCGUCCUUGCCGUCUUGACUUCUCCACUCCUCGUACUGGAGGUGGUGGCCGUGGCGGUUUCGGCGGUGGUCGUGGUCGCGGUGCCCCCCGUGGUGGUGGCCGUGGAGGUGCUCGCUCUGGCAACCCCAAUCGUGGUUCUGUUACUGAAUUCAGCGGCAACAAAGUUACUUUUGACUAA